CAUAUAUAAAUAACUCUGAGAACGCCUAGGGCUUUAGCCACCUCCACCGAUCUCUUCUUUUACAAUUCAGAGAGAGGCGAAGCUCUCAGUUGCUGAGUGAAAAUGCCGGCUGGUCAUGGUUUGAGAUCGAGAACAAGGGAUCUCUUUGCCCGGGGAUUCAGAAAGAAGGGUUACAUCCCAUUAUCCACCUAUCUUAAAACAUACAAGAUCGGCGAUUACGUUGACGUCAAAGUUAAUGGUGCCAUUCAAAAGGGUAUGCCUCACAAAUUCUACCACGGCCGCACUGGCCGCGUUUGGAACGUCACCAAACGCGCCAUCGGUGUCGAGGUCAACAAGCAGGUGGGUAACAGGAUAAUAAGGAAGAGGAUCCAUGUCAGAGUGGAGCAUGUGCAGCCUUCAAGGUGUACUGAGGAAUUCAAGCUGAGGAAGAAGAAGAAUGAUGAACUCAAGGCUGAAGCGAAGGCAAAAGGUGUGGUCAUCAGUACAAAGAGGCAACCAGAGGGCCCAAAACCAGGUUUCAUGGUGGAAUGUGCAACACUGGAAACUGUUACACCAAUUCCUUACGAUGUUGUCAACGAUCUCAAGGGCGGUUACUAGGGUUUUUCUUUGUUUUGUUUUUUGGUUUUAAAAGUUUUUGUGAACUGAAUCAGCUUGUUUGGAUCCAUAUUAGUUUUCUCUUGAAGAGGUACUGCACUAGCAGAGAUGUUUAUUUAAUCACAUUUUACAUUAGAAACAAUGUUGUUUUUCGAAUGCAAAGUUAAUAUUUGAUGGA
This is a messenger RNA of Mangifera indica (mango), 772 nucleotides long. RefSeq names its product 60S ribosomal protein L21-1-like. Gene Ontology annotation, molecular function: structural constituent of ribosome. The transcript has 2 exons. Lineage: Eukaryota; Viridiplantae; Streptophyta; Magnoliopsida; Sapindales; Anacardiaceae. Gene Ontology annotation, biological process: translation. The coding region runs from base 103 to 597 and encodes 164 amino acids. The record is from RefSeq and is a predicted model, not a curated record. Gene Ontology annotation, cellular component: ribosome; cytosolic large ribosomal subunit.